GGGUACUACUGCAUCACAGGAUACGCGAUUCAGUGACAAGGAGAAAAAGCUGCUCAAACAAAUGAAGUUCGGGGAUUCUUUAACACAGAAGGUCGACAUGACCAAGGUGAAGCUUGAUACAAUCAAGCCAUGGAUAACUACAAAAAUUACUCAAAUUCUGGGUAUGGAAGACGACGUAGUUGUCGAAUUUGUUUAUAAUCAACUUGAGGAGAAGUUUCCGGAUCCAAGAAAAAUGCAGAUUAAUUUGACGGGUUUUCUCAAUGCUAAAAAUGCACGUUCGUUUAUGGGGGAACUGUGGGACUUAUUAGUUUCAGCGCAAGAAAGUACCAACGGUAUACCUGAGGCUUUCUUGCAGCAGAAGAAAGAUCAGUUGAAAAAACGAAUGGAAGAACAACAGCAACUACAAGCGUCUCUAGCUGAGAAAGAGAAGGAAAAAGAAAAGGAUGAUGAUAAAAUAAAGAAAGAAGAAAAAGAACGCGGUAAUUCGAAAGAACGUAAAAGAGAUCGCAGUCGUGAUCGCGAUAGAGAUAGGAGCAAGAGAAGUCGCUCAAGGGAUAAACAUCGUGAUCGUGAUCGUUCAAGUCGCAAACAUAAGUCACAUUCAAAAUCGCCAAGUAAACCGGUAUCUAAAGAUAAUGGUAAAGAUAUUUCAGAUAUAAAAAAUGAAAAAGAAGAUUCUCCUCAACCAGAAAAUGCAAUUCCUGUUAUGCCCAUGAAAACUAAGCCAGAAGCAGCUGUUGCGAUAUCGCGAUUGCAAGCAAAAUUGAUGAGCAUAGCUGAUGGUAAAAAGAAAAAUCGUUCGGUAUCACCUGAGAAUGAAAAAAAAAAAUCACGCUCAAAAUCACCAUCUAUUAAUCGUCAAAAGAAAUCAAAAUCAAAAUCACCAGCACUCGUAACAGCUGUAACAGCAACAAUGACAUCGACAGCUAUAACUACAACGACAUCAACGAAAACUAGCAGCCGUAGAUCUAGAUCACCAGUAUCAAGGUCACGUAGAUCGCGCUCUAAAUCACGAGCACGCAGAUCAAGAUCUAAAUCAAAGUCACGGCGUUCUAAAUCACGCUCUAAUGACCGCUCCAAGUCACGUAGAUCAAAAUCACGCUCGCGUAAUUCACGCAGUAAGUCAAGAUCACGAUCUAAGAAAUCUCGAUCCAAGAGUGUGGAUCGUAGUAAGAGUCGUAAGUCUCGAUCGGAUUCGAGUGACUCCGGGUCGUCUAAAUCACGAUCAAAAUCACCGAGCAAAAGGAAAGAUCACAAAAAACGAAAUGCUAGUUCUAGCAGCAGCUCUGACAGUGGUGACGAUAAACGUGGCAAGGAUAAAAAUGAUUUUGAAAUUCGCAAAAAGAAAGACGGAGUUCAGGCCAAGAGAUCGUAUCGUAAAACAAACAAAGAUGAUAGUGGUAGUGAUAGUGAUUCAAGUCGCGAAAGAAAAUCUGGCAUUAAGAGACGAAGUAUUUCACCGAGGAAAGAUCGAGACAGGUCGAGAGACCGUGACAGAUCACGAGAUCGAUCUCGCGAUCGUAAUCGCAGGCGUUCAAUGGACCGUGAUAGGGAUCGUCGAAGAGAUCAUGACAGAGAUCGUGACCGUAUUGACAGAUAUAGCGGUGGUCGUAACAUGAGGCCUCCAUCUUCACGUCGCGCUGGUGAUUGGCGAAGGAGUCCUCCACGCAGAAGUCCAUUGAGGUAUCGUCGCCGAAGCCCAAGUCUCAACCGACGAAGACGUUCACCAGAUCGUCGUCGCAGGUCAUCGGAGCGCCAUGAUCGUCGUAGAUCACUCGAUCGCCGGAACAGCGGACGUCGAUCACCAGACGUUCGUGAUCGCGCCAACAGGUAUGAUAGGUCUUCUUCACGUGAUAAAUCUAGCAGGCGAGAUCGCUCGAAGGAUCGUCGCGAUAAGGACAAAAGAUCGAGAUCGAAAGAUGCCCGCUCGUCGCUGGACCGCUCGAAGGAUAGCAAGAAGUCUCCUGAUCGUUCUAGAGAUGUCCCUAAGGAGAAGCCGAAGGAAAAGAAAGCUGUUGAUGAAAAGCCUAAGAUUGUUAAUGACAAUCCACGGAAAGAAAUUCGUAAUGGACGUUCUAAGUCUAGCAGUUCUGACAGUAGUGACAGUAGUUCUUCUGAUGAUGAUCAAGCUAGGUAUGUUUUAUCAAUAUUUUAUACAUUUUCAAAAAGUUUAUCACGUACACCGUCACCUUUCAAGAAAACUGAAGACAUUAUUGCCGCUGCUGCGGCUGCCGCUAAAACUAAAGUAGCUCCCAAAGACAAUAAAGAAGAUUCUUUGAAAUCAAUAACCAUGCCACCGACUGAAGUGUUUCAAUUAAAGAAAGACGAUCGGUCAUCAUUCAAAUCAAUUAAGCUCCCUGCAGAGGACAGUAAAAAACCGGCAGUAAAAGCCCCAGAAGUAAUUAAUGCUAAAAAACCCGUUGAAGUAAUUAAAAAAUCUCGAAAAGACAAAUUAGAUCAUUCUUCGGACUCGGAGGAUAGUGAUGACGAUGUAAGAGCUAAACAACGUAAAAAUGAUAAGUUGAGAAAGUCUAGAAAGAGUUCAGCUGAAGAAGAAAAAGUUGAAAAAGCUGAUAGUAGUUCUGAAUCUGACGAUGAACGUACAAAACAUUCAGAUCAAUUGAAACGUAUUAAAGAAAUGACGACACGUGCUGAAUUAAUUGACGAACGUAAUAAAGAACGUAAAAUGGAAAUGAGUAGAAAACGUGAUACAAGUGAGGCUGAUUUAAGAAGAAAAUCGCGAAAAGAUAUUGAGGAAGAAGUUAAGAAAUCUAAACGUCCUAGAAAAGACUCGUCUUCUGAUGACGAUGAACCCAAAUCUAAGAAAUACAGUCGUGAGGAUGAGAAAUCACGGUCAAGAAAGUCGAAAAAAGAUUCUACUAGUUCUGAUGACGAGCCUAAGAAAUCACGUAAGCGACGUGACAGUUCCUCAGAUGCAGAGAAAUCGCGUACUAGAAAAGCCCAAAAAGAUUCAGUUGCAAGUGAUGAUGAACGGCCAGUUAAAGUUAAAAAAUCAAGAAAAGAUUCUAGUUCUGAUGACGAAGAAAUUGAAAAGGAGUCUUCUAAGAAGAAGCGCAAAGGUGAUGACAGUUCUGAUGAUGAAAAGAUUAAAAAGAAACGCAAAAAAAGAGCUAAAACUAGCACCAGUGAAUCAGAGGAAAGUGAAGUAGAAGAAAAGAAACGAAAGAAAGAAAAGAAGCACAAAAAACAUAAGAAGCACAAGAAGCAUCGAAAACACAAGAAAAAGAAGGUUGCCGAUUCUGAUGAAUCAGAUGUGAGUGAAGGUAAUACAGAGGAGCUCGAAAAAAAGCUUCGGGAAAAAGCUCUUAAAUCAAUGAAAAAAGGACACAGUAUCGAACGAAGUGACUGA
Messenger RNA from Cotesia congregata, 3370 nucleotides. The record is from the annotation of a GenBank genome assembly. NCBI's taxonomy places the organism in Eukaryota, Metazoa, Arthropoda, Insecta, Hymenoptera, Braconidae.